Molecule: messenger RNA, 734 nt
Organism: Otolemur garnettii (small-eared galago)
Lineage: Eukaryota; Metazoa; Chordata; Mammalia; Primates; Galagidae
Gene: CUNH4orf36
Product: chromosome unknown C4orf36 homolog
Exons: 3
Coding region: 92-508 (138 amino acids)
Source: RefSeq, a predicted model, not a curated record
AGAUGCCUUGCAAUCAUUUCAGGCAAAGUGAGCCGAGUAUCUGUGACAUUACAUCAGGCAUCUAUGUAAGGAAACCGGACAACAACUCACCAUGGCCUACGGCUUGCCGAGAAAGAACACAGUGAAAAACAUUUUUCGGGGCAGUUGCUUUAAGGUACAGGAACCAUGGGAUCUCGCACUGCUUACAAAGAGUUGGUACGCAAACCUAGCCGCCAUCAAAUUGCCUUUCUUGGAAGAAAUUGCAUUUGGUAGCCCUAUAAAGCUCGCAGGUCAUAAGGCCAAGGGGACUGGUCUCCUCCCUUCAGCAGAAUCCAUCAGACUUGAAAGGGAAUAUGAACUGAAGCGCCUGAAUGAACUUAAACAUGAAAACGACACAUGUGAGGAAAUGCAACUUAGCCUACGGGAAAGGCCAUUUGGUUUGAGGAGACCUCUUCCACCCGGGGAACGAUCAUCUUGUAACCAAAUCUGUACUCUGCUUCCUCCAUUCAGAAGGGAUGGAAGUCUCUGAAUCUUUCACUAUGUAAAGUUCAGUGCAGACAUACGAAUGCCCACGGGUGGACAAGCCAGUGCCCUUAGAUGUGGUUAGUGGACAGCUCCAACAGAUCUUCGGGGUCCCUGCUAUGCUCUAGUUCCUUUGUACCAGGAGUGAUGGCCUUGUAAGUAGAUGAAAAUGCAUCUGGAGUUGAGUCAUUCGUGCUAUUCAUUUUGAUUUUUAUAAAAUUACAGCAAAGGAA